GUUCUUGGUGCUAUGAAUAAACCUAAUGAUAUUGUUCCUUCACCAACAUCAUCAUUCUCUAGCCAUUCUUCUGAAUUAUAUAAAAUAACCUUUGAUCUAUUUGAAGUAAUAUUAAAAAUUCGACCUUCAGAUCCAGUAAAAGAUUUAAAAUAUGAUCCUGUAAAGCAUGUAAUUUUAAAUUCUAGUGUAAUCCUCAGCGAAGCUGCAAAAGCACUAAAGAAAAGUUGGAAAAGUAUUUUACUUGAUAAUUGUCCGAUAAGAAAUAGUUUCUCAUCAGCAUCAAAUAAUGAAAAUUGGAGAAGUAUUUUAUCUAAUACUUAUAUGAAAAAAUCCAAAUUAGCUACAACUUCAGAUAACAAAGAAUAA
Messenger RNA from Dentiscutata erythropus, 366 nucleotides. The record is from the annotation of a GenBank genome assembly. Lineage: Eukaryota; Fungi; Glomeromycota; Glomeromycetes; Diversisporales; Gigasporaceae.